GCCGCGUCUGUGAUCGAGUAACGAUCCGCAAGGCGAAUCUUCUACCGGAAAAUGAGUGCAUCGUCAUCCUCGUGUACCGUAAUUCGCGAUAAGGUGCUAUUGAUGCGCUUGUUUGAUCACAAAGUGGCAUUACGUAAACACAGAGAAGUUCUCCUUGACUCUUCGAUAUAAUUUCGAAUUUCUAUUAAAAUGGUAAAAUUUCGAAACAGAUGAAUGCAAGCUGUUCGAGUUCCUGUUUAACGUUGUCGAAGUGACAGGAAAUGUGAAGAAAUACGAAAGAAAGACAGAAAAUGAUCCGAAGCGUGACGACUCUGUGUGAAAUCUAUUGACAAAUCAUUUGGAUUUUCGUUGCCUCGAGAUUUGUUAAAUUUGAUGAACAAUCAGAUAAUGAGAUAAAACGACUGUUAUUUCUCAUUUAAGCCGUACGAUGAAAGAAGAUGGUGUCAGAAGCUAUUAUUCCUUUCAAAAUUAAGUAACAAUGAAAAAAUAGUAUAGAACAGAGAUAUUAUUCUAUAUCUAUAGAGAUGAUAACACGAACAGUGGGAGGGAUAUAUCUUUAAUAGAGUGGAAAAUUUUUAAUACUCGACAUAAAAAUACGCGAAUUAGUGAUAUUAUCGCAGAUUUACUCUACAGCCAGAAAUAUUUUCGCGAUCGUAUCGAACGACGUGACGCUUUAUCAUGGGUAAGAUCGUACGCAUACGACAAUUAAGUUGAGAAUAAUCGGAGCAAUUUUUAUAAAGGCCAUAUGCCAACAGAAUAGAUACGCUCGAACGCUGGUCAAUUUAUUUCAUCUUCUAUUUUUAUUCCAUAUAUAUUUCCAUUACAUUUAUACGUUAUGCAUUGUGCAUAGUUUAUGAUCACGUUGUGUUCACGAGGUAAAGUCAAAUGUGAACGUAUAUAUUUAGCUCUGAAAAGGGAUAAAAUCAAGACGAUCUCGACUACCUCUAAUCGAUCAAACAAACUCGUUUGCGAGUCUGCCAUUGAACUUUAAAAGCACCAACUGACCAGCUUGCCAAAAACUACAGCGCUGAACUCACACAAUCGAUCGUUCGUUCGAAAGGAAGAAAAUCCAGACAAAGGAUCCUGGCGACUUCCUCGAAAACGAGAAACCUAAUGAUCCAGAAAAUGAAUGGAUUGUCUUAAAACGAAACGGCUGAUCGUUAAAACGAAGGAGAAAAACGGGACAGAUAAUAGAAAAGAAAGGAAUAUUAGUCAGCGAUGAAACUACGAAUCGGACAAGGUCGCAAUUGGUGAACCAAUUUGUCCCCUUCCUCUCCAUUCUUUCUGGCUGAUAGCCACCACGAUACCCAAGUCGCUUGCCUUAUUACAUUUAAAACAACCGGUUAACGGAACAGUGUGAAAUUGGACGAGAAUGCAGCCGAAGCGUGAACAGCCGUGUGACAAAAUGCUCGUCGCUUGGAUCAUGAUUACGACCGUUCUGGCGUUCUCCAGUGAAGUCCUCGGCAACCCUAUGCCUACGGAACCCCAGGAAUCUGAGGGACUCACCCUUCGAAUCGUUCACACCAAUGAUAUGCAUUCGAGAUUCGAGCAAACAUCAAGAUUAUCAAGCGUUUGCUCGAAGAAAGAAGCAGAGGAGAAGAAAUGCUAUGGUGGAUUCGCGAGAAUAGCUACCCUGGUUCGACAAGCCAGAAACUCGUCGGUCCCAUGUCUCUUCCUCAACGCUGGCGAUACUUAUCAAGGAUCUAUGUGGUUCAGCGUGUACAAGUGGGAAAUUGUAGCCAAAUUCUUGAAUCUCCUAGCUCCAAAUGUCACGAGUUUAGGAAACCACGAGUUCGACGAAAGCGUGGAAGGUUUAAUACCUUUCAUCCAGAACGCCUCGUUCCCCAUAGUCACUUCCAACCUGGACUUAAGCAAACAACCAGAUCUGGCAGCCACAAAGUUAAAAAACAGUACAGUUCUAACCGUAAAUGGAGUAAAAAUCGGCAUAAUCGGUUAUCUAACACCAGAUACCAAAAUAAUUGCCAGAACGGAAAACGUGAUUUUCUUAGACGAAGUGGAGAGCAUUCGUAGAGAAGCAAAACAAUUAAAAAGCAAGGGUGUGAACAUAUUGAUCGCUGUGGGACAUUCUGGAUUUGAGAUGGACAAAAAGAUUGGUCGAGAAGUGGAAGAUAUCGAUAUAGUGAUCGGUGGACACACGAAUACUUUCCUUUAUAAUGGCAUACAACCGGAUUUGGAGGUACCAGAAGGUUUAUAUCCAACAGAAGUAAUACAGAAAAGUGGACGAAAGGUUUAUGUGGUUCAAGCUUACGCCUAUACUAAGUAUCUUGGCAAUCUUACGGUGACCUUCGAUGAUAAGGGAGAAGUGACUUAUAUUAAUGGCAAUCCUAUUCUUGUAGAUAGCAGUAUUGAACAGGCGAAAGAUAUUUUAAACGAAUUAGAACAGAUGAGAGAUGCUAUCGAUAAUAUUAGCUUAAAAAUACUCGGAAAGACACAAGUCCUCCUCGAAGGAGAUAGUAAAGUUUGUAGACUAAGAGAGUGUAACCUGGGCAAUUUAAUCACAGAUAGCAUGAUUGAUUACAAUGUUGGUGAAUAUGCAGACCAAUCCAGUUGGACGGAUGCUGCAAUAGCUAUUCAUAAUAGUGGCAGUAUCAGAAGUUCUAUCACAAGAGGCAAUGAAGAUAAAGUCACCAUGGGUGAUGUUCUUAACGUGCUACCCUUUCAUAACACUAUCCUAAAAGCUUCAAUGACUGGAGAAUUGUUAUUGUCUGUAUUAGAAUGGAGCGUUUACAAUCUAGACAAGGAUAAUACUGCUAAUCUCUUUGGAGCAUUUUUGCAAGUUUCAGGACUUCAAGUGGUCUAUGAUUUAACUCAACCAAAAAAUUCAAGAGUAAUUUCAGUAGAAGUAUUGUGUGCAUCCUGCAAUGUUCCAACAUAUAACAAACUUGAAAAAAAUCGAACUUAUAAUGUACUUCUGACUGACUUCUUGCAAAGCGGUGGUGAUGGAUAUUCUAUGCUAAAGGAUCUCAAAACCACAUCUCUUGGUGUCACUACAUCAAAUACAUUAAUGAUGUAUUUAGAAAAACAUAGUCCUGUACAUCCUGCUGUUGAAUGGAGAAUUACUUACUUCAAUAAUUAUUUCCAAACAGUUUGUACCACUUGCAGUGGUACAAAUAGUAUAUACCACUCAAUAGGGUUAACAAUUUUAUUACCAAUAUUCAGCUGGUUGCUAGCAAGAUAGAUCCUAAUACAUAGGAUACAUUUUGAGGAAUUGACAUUCAGUAUUUUGAAAGUUCAUAAUUUAUACCAAUUUUUUAUGCACCUUUUACCUUCUUCACUACCUCAAAUAUAUGCUAUAAACUGUACCCUUUGAAGCUCAGUAAGAACAUCACUGCAGUAUCUAUAUAAUUGUUCAGUUCCAAUGAACAUACUUUAAUCAUUAUUUUAGUUACUAUCCAACCUUAUCUGCAAUUGAACAUUAUAACAUUUGUAUGGUUUUACAGGUAUUGUAUUUUCUCGAUCUCUGUCAAUUUGUACUUAAUAAAAAUAAUAUAAUACAUA
Molecule: messenger RNA, 3519 nt
Organism: Bombus huntii
Lineage: Eukaryota; Metazoa; Arthropoda; Insecta; Hymenoptera; Apidae
Product: protein 5NUC-like
Exons: 7
Coding region: 1373-3199 (608 amino acids)
Biological process (GO): AMP catabolic process
Cellular component (GO): plasma membrane
Molecular function (GO): nucleotide binding; metal ion binding; 5'-nucleotidase activity
Source: RefSeq, a predicted model, not a curated record